This is a messenger RNA of Rotaria sp. Silwood2, 1247 nucleotides long. NCBI's taxonomy places the organism in Eukaryota, Metazoa, Rotifera, Eurotatoria, Philodinida, Philodinidae. The record is from the annotation of a GenBank genome assembly.
AUGGCUAGUAAAGAUGAAGUAUCUAUUCAUCAUACUCGAGUUUGUGAUAUUGGUCAAGAACCACACAAAAUGCUCAUGCCAAUUCGUGGAUACGAAGAUGUUCCGUUGGUUUCUCUUGAAGAAGCGGUUGAGCCCCUGGUAUCAAGUGUACCUAAUAUUAAAGACUAUGCUUAUGUAGCUAAGCAACGAUGUGAUGAGGAGCCACCUGAUGGUCUUAGUCAAGAUGAAUCAGCAGCCAUUAUGCUCUACUUCAUGGACUGGCCACCACAACAAAAAUGUCUUUACUAUGUGCUCAACAGUAUUCUUCGAUCGGAAGAUAGACGGAAACUAGAAUCAUGGUUUCGUUAUUUAAAACUUUUUCUAACUGCACUCAAUCGUCUUCCGUCGACUCAUUGCGCAGUUUACCGAGGCGUCAAAAUGGAUUUAAGUAAACACUAUAAAAAAGGAAAAACAAUUGUUUGGUGGGCUUUCUCGUCUUGUACAUCAACAAUUGAGGUACUUGAAAACGAAGAUUUUUUGGGUCAGACUGGUACAAGAACAUUUUUCACAAUCGAAUGUGACAAUGGAAAAGAUAUUAGUCGCCAUUCAUAUUUUCAAUUCGAACAAGAAGUUCUACUUCCACCUGCAAGACAUUUCGAAGUAGUAUCUUCUCUACAAGCAGCAUCCGAUCUUCACAUGAUUCAAUUGAAAGAAGUUAAGCCCCCAAUAGUAUUACUACAGCCGGUAACUUUAGAGUCGCAAUCAAAGAAGCCUGUACCUGGUAAGAAAUACUAUUUAUUUCUGAUUGUUAAUCUAUAUGUUUAUUUCAAAUAACAAACUCUAGGUGAGUUGUUUCAGUCAGUGGGGUAUUUUUCACUUUCAUUUCACAUACUGUCCUUUUUUUUCUUAAAACAGUAUCAAUACAGAAAAGUUAUGUCAUUGAAGUAAGGAUGCGAGUGUGGCAUAGUAUAGUCUAAAUGUACCGAUUAAUUAAAAUGAAAGAAAUGUUUUAGUUAGAUGACUAUAUAAAAAAAGUCGAUUAUUAUAUGAACACAUUGAAUCUUAUCUUUUUCAGCGCCUACGAAAAAAGACAAAACUACCACCAAUGUUGAUGAAAUAAAGAUUAAAGUCGAACAAGUGAGGGUGUGGGUGUGAGUGUGAGUGUGGAUGUGGAUGUGGGUGUGGGUGUGGGUGUGGGGUGUGGGGUGUGGGUGACGUUUCAAUCAUAGCCGCACCCAUACUCUUACCAACACCCACACCCACACCCA